AUGGACCUUGUAGCAAUUGUUUUAUGGACGAUAAUUUGUUUGAUUACUCCGCAAGGGUCUUUUUCAGCAAGUGUAUCAGGCUCAUGUCUUUGUCUCAAUUACGACGGUGUACACGCCAGAACCGGAGCUGGACUGUCUCAUUCCAUUGUGGCUACGUUGAACCAUGGUGAGUGUUAUGUGCCCUCUGGUGAUGUUCUAACACAUGACGGGUAUCACUGGCAUGAGCUCAAGGACGUGCAUGGUCAUCAUAGAGUUUGGGUAGCCGGGGACUUUCUACAGUCAUCGUCGGCAUCACACUGUAUCAGCAGUGCAGGGUCACACUUUAAUUCCAGUAGUAGUGGGACACACCAUACCUACACUACAGGCAUUGUAUCACAACACUGCCUAGACUGCAUUUGUCACCAAUCAUCUGGAUGCAAACCUGCUCGCUGCGAGUGGGAGGUUUUCGCCCCGGCAUGUGGAUAUUUCCAGCUGAUGGAAGGAUACUGGAGGGACUGUGGGAUGCCUGGAGGGUCCCUGGAUGCGUGUGCUUUCGACCUGAAAUGUUCAUCCAAAUGUGUCCAGCAGUACAUGUCUCGCUACAUUUCACAUAAUGGCUGUCCUCACAAUUGUGAGAGCUACGCCCGGAUUCACGCCGGUGGUCCUGCCGGAUGUACACACAGCUCUACGCUUCACUACUGGAGAGAAAUUGAACAGUUGGGAUGUUCGGCUUACAGCUGA
This is a messenger RNA of Ylistrum balloti, 720 nucleotides long. RefSeq names its product lysozyme-like. The coding region runs from base 1 to 720 and encodes 239 amino acids. The record is from RefSeq and is a predicted model, not a curated record. The transcript has 6 exons. NCBI's taxonomy places the organism in Eukaryota, Metazoa, Mollusca, Bivalvia, Pectinida, Pectinidae. Gene Ontology annotation, molecular function: lysozyme activity.